Messenger RNA from Entrophospora candida, 525 nucleotides. Lineage: Eukaryota; Fungi; Glomeromycota; Glomeromycetes; Entrophosporales; Entrophosporaceae. The record is from the annotation of a GenBank genome assembly.
AUGCAAAAACAAAAAUCAUCAAACACUACUAAAUUAUUCACCACAUCGUCAUCAAGAUCUUCAUGUCGCCCAUUAUUAUUACCGCCAUCUUCACCACCACCAAUAAUUCCUCCAAAAUCUUCAAGAAGACCUUCAUCGGAUUCUAAUCAUUCUGACUCUAGUGAAUCUAAUCCAAAUACAAUAAUAUCACAUCUAGUAUCUACAAAAUUAAAAUGCGUACUGCAAUGUUUGCUAGAUUGUCAACAAGCAAUGUCGGAAAAGAAGUCACCGAAAGUGAUUAGGAUUUACGUUAAAAAUUUCAUUGAACAAUUCGAGCAAUUCGAAUUGUUCAUCACAGAAAAUAAUAAAUCACGAAUAAUUAAUUUGUCAUCGGAUGAUAAAAAAUUAUACCAUGAAAUUGGAUUCUUUCGUAAUAUUUUUAUAAACCUUCUUAAAAAACAAUAUUUACCUGUCAACAGUGUAAACUUUCAUUGUUAUGCCGAUGGCGUAAAGGAUUUCCUAAAAUUGGCAUUAACAUAUGAUUGA